AUGGUUGCACCGCAACGUUCUAAAAAUAUACCAAUAUCAGGACCAAUUUUACAAGAAAAAACACGAGAAAUAGUUGAAUUAUUAGGUGAUAAAUUGGGUUCAUUUAAAGCAUCAAAUGGAUGGUUAGAAAAAUUUAGGACAAGACACAACAUUUCACAUCGCAUUAUUAGUGGUGAAAGUUCAUCUGUUGAUGUGAUAACUGUUGAUGAUUGGAUUCAACGAAUACCAAAAAUUAUUGAUGGCCAUGAUUUAAAAGAUAUAUUUAACUGUGAUGAAACAGGAUUAUUUUUUAAAGCUAUGCCUGAUAAAUCAUUAACAUUAAAUAAAGAAGAAUGUAAAGGUGGUAAAAAAUUAAAAGAACGUUAUACUAUUUUAUUAUAUGUUAAUUCAACUGGUGAAGAGAAAUUAAAACCACUUGUAAUUGGUAAAAGUUUAAAACCACGAUGUUUUAACAAUUUAAAUCGAGUGGUUAUCGAGUUUAAAUUACAAUAUUUUCCGCCAAAUACUACAUCUAAACUUCAACCAUUAGAUCAAGGUGUUAUACACACAUUUAAAACACAUUAUCGUAAAUAUUUAGUUAAAUAUAUAAUAGAACGUUGUACAACAGUUCAAACGCCAAACGAUGAAAUUACACCUUUAGAUGCUAUUUAUUGGAUAGAUGCAGCAAGGAAAGCUGUUACAGAUACAACAAUACGAAAUACAUUUCGUGCAGCUGGUUUUACAGAUAAACAACAUAAUGAUACAACAGCAGCAACAUCACCAACAGAUAGUACAGAACCAAUAGAUGAUGAACAAUAUAAUAAUUUAAAAAUAUUAAAUGAUUUAUUACAACAUAUCACCAUUGGUGGUCAAAUAAUGACUGCAGCUGAUUUUGUUGAUAUAGAUAAUGAUACACCUGUAUCUAAUGAAAGGUUUGAUAACUUAAUAAUAUAUCAACAGAAACCACCAAAAAUAACGGAAGCAAUGGAAAUGAUACGAAAACUUCAUUUACUAGCAACAACACAACAACCACAAUUACAUCAAUUAAUCAAUGAAUUAGAAUCAAAAUUAACUGAAGUUUAUGUUAAUUCAAAAACAAGAAGACAAACAACAAUAGAAGAUUUUUUUGUACAAAACUAA
Messenger RNA from Didymodactylos carnosus, 1119 nucleotides. NCBI's taxonomy places the organism in Eukaryota, Metazoa, Rotifera, Eurotatoria, Philodinida, Philodinidae. The record is from the annotation of a GenBank genome assembly.